Messenger RNA from Neltuma alba, 964 nucleotides. Its product is annotated as transcription factor WER-like. Gene Ontology annotation, molecular function: transcription cis-regulatory region binding. The record is from RefSeq and is a predicted model, not a curated record. Gene Ontology annotation, cellular component: nucleus. The coding region runs from base 192 to 833 and encodes 213 amino acids. Lineage: Eukaryota; Viridiplantae; Streptophyta; Magnoliopsida; Fabales; Fabaceae. The transcript is spliced from 3 exons. Gene Ontology annotation, biological process: cell differentiation; regulation of DNA-templated transcription.
UUCUCUCCCCCGUUUUCAAGCACAAUUCAUAUAUAUAAUUGCAAGAAGGGAACUUCUUUUCCACUGAGAAAUUUGUAGUCUUCUUUGUAGUUUCACACCUCACAAACUCAUACGGCUAGACUUUCCCACAGCUCGAGAACUUCUCUCUCUCUCUCUCUCACAUCUUCUAGAAAGCUAGGAAGGGAAAGACAAUGGCUUCUGAGACUGAUAAUCGUAUUAAGAGGAAAGCGAAGCCAGUUGAAGCCAUGACAAAUGUGCCUCUUAGUAAAGCAGCAUGGACGCCAGAAGAAGAUAAGAAACUAGCGGAAGUCAUUGCAGUUCAUGGGGCAAAAAGAUGGAAGUCCAUUGCAUCGAAAGCAGCUCUUAAUCGGUGUGGGAAGAGUUGCAGAUUGAGAUGGUUGAACUAUCUCAGACCCAACAUCAAGAGGGGAAACAUAUCAGACCAAGAAGAGGAUUUGAUUCUUCGGCUUCAUAAACUCUUAGGAAACAGGUGGGCUUUAAUCGCUGGGAGGCUACCAGGCCGAACAGAUAAUGAGAUAAAGAACUAUUGGAAUUCUCAUUUGAGCAAGAAGAUAAAGCAGAGGGAGAAGCACUCAAGUGGGAGUUCAACCAAAGAGAAACAAGAGGUGGCGGCCGAGCAGAAGAUUCCUGACGAAGCUGAGGUAAUCAGAGAAGAGGUUUCCACUGAGGAAGCUGAAGACUCAUCAUCAAAACCCAGCUUUGAUGUGGACAGCUUUUUCGAUUUUUCUGUAGAGGAAGGUCCAUUGAAUCUGGAGUGGGUUAGCCAGUUCCUUGAACUUGAUGAAACAAAUCUUGGACUCUUCUCACAAUAAAAACCUUGUUGUAUAGUAAAUUUUGCUAUGUGGUGUUAAUAAAUGGUAAUCACGAGGCCAACAUGAUAUUCAUAAGCUUAAAGCUAGUACCGGGGAAUGUAUAUAACAUCAACGUCCUUAAUUAUUCAGAA